CUGCUGGAGGCAUUGCAGCGGCUUGUAAGUCAAUUAAAACAGCAAUUGGCUUCGAUUUUGUGGCUGUCAUUACCACGACACUUGUACGGCUUCCGGCCAUUGGACGGGCCACGGGCAACCAGCCGUGCCAGCUAUCAGCGCUGCGGUCGAGCACCACGCCGGCAAUUGGUCAUGGACUACAUAUUCGAGUGCUUCUUUGAUGACACCUUCGAGCACAUCACUCGGAACGGACUGCAGGAUCGUCAAUCGCGUCGUGACAUACUCGAUCACCUCAGCUCAAUCAUCAAGGGCUGCAGCGAGGGUCAGAAUGUGCAGACCGACGAGGUUGCCAGCUUGGCCGUUAUCGCAGCCAUGAGGUAUCACCGGCUGGCCAAAGAGGGUAAUGGAAAGGUCUGCCUCAUGGGAAAGUAUCACAACAUUUUGUAUAUUGCGCUGCGCACCUGUUGGGAUUGGGGAGUGCGAGACUCUGAGGUGGUUGUUCAACUGUUGGUGGCGAUUUACGAGUGCGAAAAGACGUUCGAGCGCAUUUUUCUGGGCGCGUUGUUUGGGCCACAUGCACCGCACUUUAUUGCCGGCUGGCGUAGCGAUUUUCAGGAUCAGCAUGAGAAUGUGCGGGCUAUGGUAUAUUUUUUGAAGCAUGCAACACGCGAACAACUCAAGCUGCCGGUGUGGAUACCACGUUUCGAGCAGGAGCAUCAGCUCAGAUUCAUUGAUGUGCCCAUCGAGUCCUGUGGCUGCUCCUCGCCCCUGCGCAUUGCCCUGCAAGCGAAUGCUCCCGAAUUGCUGCUAAUACUGCUCAGAUAUGGCGCCGCACCGCAACCGCCCGAUGGAGGCACCUCCGUGAUUAUUGCGCUGCUCGACAAACUCAUCGAAAAUGGACGCAAUUACAGCUAUGAGCUGGUUCUCUGCCUCAAGAUACUGCUGCGAAAUGUGGUCAUGAUUGAAAUGCCAUUCAAGCCAAUUGAAUAUGCAUCUCGUCGUGAAACGUUUUUCAAGCGAUAUGGAAUUCUCUUAAUGGACAAAAUUAUUGCCAAGGAACAGGUUUAUGGCGUGCCGACGCUGCGACAUUUGUGCCGCUGUCGUAUACGUGAUAUACUACGGGAACAUAAUCAGUUGCCGAAUGGCAUCGAUACGUUGAGGUUGCCCAAGCGUCUGCAGCGCUACAUUGACCUCACAGAAGAGCUGGAGGGGCCCGAGUUGCAGCAACAGCAACAACCACAGUCAUCAGAGAAGCCAAUUCAAAGGCUGACAAAUGCCAUGCAGAGACUGGAAACGAUAAGCAGUGCCGAGAGUGAGAGCGAGAGCGAGAGCGAGGAUGAGAGUGAGAAUCAUGUGCAGCUACUGGAGGCGGUAACCGAUGCAGAAAAGGCCGCUGUUGCAGCCUUUGUGGAAACUAGCAAUGGGGCCAUAACCGAGGAGGCCAAAGAGGCGGCUAUUGCCGCCUAUGUAAAGACUAAUAGAGCCAACAACAGCGCUGGCUACAAUCCCCCCGAGCAUUCAUUUCCCUUUUGAGUUUAGCUACGAGUAUAGCUAUUAAGUGUUGCACUCACCGAUAAGUCUCCUCGCUGAUGUUGAUGCGACCGGGAACACCGGUGGUCUCCGUGCGACUCGUUAGGUUGACCGUGUUGCCAAAGAGGCAAUAACGUGGCACACGAUUGCCAAUGACGCCGGUGACAACCUCGCCCGAAUGGAUGCCGAUGGUGAUUUGCUGUGGGAAUAGACAUAAGUUAUAACGCCAUGAAUCUCUAGUGUUACAAUUUCUAAAUCAAUUUAUUUACUCAAUAAAAUUAGUUAAUAAAGUGUAGAUAUUACACGUGUCCAGCA
Messenger RNA from Drosophila innubila, 1824 nucleotides. RefSeq lists its product as uncharacterized. The coding region runs from base 172 to 1512 and encodes 446 amino acids. The record is from RefSeq and is a predicted model, not a curated record. Gene Ontology annotation, biological process: intracellular signal transduction. The transcript is spliced from 8 exons. Lineage: Eukaryota; Metazoa; Arthropoda; Insecta; Diptera; Drosophilidae.